Orycteropus afer afer is the source of this 1437-nucleotide messenger RNA. RefSeq names its product proteasome 20S subunit alpha 2 (gene PSMA2). The record is from RefSeq and is a predicted model, not a curated record. Gene Ontology annotation, biological process: ubiquitin-dependent protein catabolic process. Lineage: Eukaryota; Metazoa; Chordata; Mammalia; Tubulidentata; Orycteropodidae. Gene Ontology annotation, cellular component: proteasome core complex, alpha-subunit complex; proteasome core complex.
AGUGCGCAUGUGUGCGACGGUGCUUUGGGCCUCCGGGUAAAGAUGGCGGAGCGUGGCUACAGCUUUUCGCUGACAACAUUCAGCCCAUCUGGUAAACUUGUCCAGAUUGAAUAUGCUUUGGCUGCUGUAGCUGGAGGCGCCCCUUCAGUGGGAAUUAAAGCUGCAAAUGGUGUGGUUUUAGCAACUGAAAAGAAACAGAAAUCCAUUCUGUAUGAUGAGCGAAGUGUACACAAAGUGGAACCAAUCACCAAGCAUAUAGGUUUGGUGUAUAGUGGCAUGGGUCCAGACUACAGAGUACUUGUACAUAGAGCUCGGAAACUAGCUCAGCAGUACUAUCUUGUUUACCAAGAACCCAUUCCCACGGCACAGCUGGUACAGAGAGUAGCUUCUGUGAUGCAAGAAUACACCCAGUCAGGUGGUGUACGUCCAUUUGGAGUUUCUUUACUUAUUUGUGGUUGGAAUGAGGGACGACCUUAUUUAUUUCAGUCAGAUCCAUCUGGAGCUUACUUUGCCUGGAAAGCCACAGCAAUGGGAAAGAACUAUGUGAAUGGGAAAACUUUCCUGGAGAAAAGAUAUAAUGAAGAUCUGGAACUUGAAGAUGCCAUCCAUACAGCCAUCUUAACUCUAAAGGAAAGCUUUGAAGGGCAGAUGACGGAAGAUAACAUAGAAGUUGGGAUCUGCAAUGAAGCUGGAUUUAGGAGGCUUACUCCGACUGAAGUUAAGGAUUACUUGGCUGCCAUAGCAUAAUAAUGAAGUGACUGAAUAAUCUGGGAUUUCAGAUAAUCUAUCUACUUAAACAUGUUUAAAGUAUGUUUUGUUUUGCAGACUUUUUGCAUACUUAUUUCUACAUGGUUUAAUGGACUGAUGUUUUUAAAAUGACACAAAUCAUAAUAAACUGUUAAAUCCAACUUCCAGCUUUUUAGGAGUUAGUAAAAUUUUAACUUAGGUAUUUCCUGCGUUUAUCAGAGUUUAUUUCUGGAAUCUACGUUGUAAAGCACAAUGAUGAAAUUAUCUUUCACUCUUGUAAUUUUGGUUGAGACAAAUCUUAUUACCCUCUUUUCCUAGCAGAUGUUGCCUGUGUUUCAGUAAAGUAAAACACUGGUUUUGGUAAACAUCACUGCUCUUACAACUAGGAGACUGCAGAAUUCCAUGGAUUCCUGAGAUAAAAUAUGAAUCAUAGGUGUUGGCAGGCACCUUUAGAUGUGGAUUAGAGAAAUCUUAGAAUACUCUGCAAGAUUCCACUAGAGAUAAGAGUGCUAAGGCAAAUUGGUCUCCUAUAGAUUGAAAUAUAAGCAAAUAAAAACUGCUUUGUUGAUUCCCUGUAGUUUUUCCCUGACAAAAAGAUAAAAAUAUUUUAACAGGAGCCCCCUAGAUUGUACUAGACUUUUUAACUCAGUGAUGACCAUGAGUUCUGGAAUUAAAAUACUAAUAUAGUGU